CAGCUAGACGGUGACGUCACGCGGAGGAAUGAUCAACGAAGCGUGACGUCAGGCGGCGUCGCGGCGCGCGGCAGUGACGUCACGCGGAGGCGGCAGCAUGGCGGGCAGCGGGCGCCGGCCCGAGCACCGCGGGCCGCCCGAGCUGUUCUACGACGAGGCCGAGGCGCGCAAGUACACGCAGAACUCUCGGGUAGUGGAGAUCCAGUCGCAGAUGUCGGAGCGCGCCGUGGAGCUGCUGGGGCUGCCCGAGGACCGGCCGUGCCUCCUGCUGGACGUGGGCUGCGGGUCAGGGCUGAGCGGGGAUUACAUCUCUGAGGAGGGGCACUACUGGAUUGGCAUGGACAUCAGCCCUGCCAUGCUGGAUGUGGCUGUGGAGAGGGAGGUGGAAGGAGACCUGCUCCUGGCAGACGUGGGUCAUGGCAUUCCCUUCAGGCCUGGCAUGUUUGACGGCUGUAUCAGUAUUUCCGCAGUGCAGUGGCUCUGUAACGCUGACAAGAAAUCACACAGCCCCCCCAAACGCCUCUACAGAUUCUUCUCCACUCUUUACACUGCCCUGGCCCGAGGAUCCCGAGCUGUGCUGCAGCUGUACCCUGAGAACUCAGAGCAGCUGGAGCUCAUCACAGCCCAAGCCAUGAGAGCUGGAUUUACUGGGGGAAUGGUGGUCGAUUACCCCAACAGUGCCAAAGCCAAGAAGUUCUUCCUUUGUCUCUUUGUUGGCACAUCUGGCACGUUACCAAAGGGCCUUGGUACAGAGUGUGCUGAUGAAGAGCUGCACCAGGCAAAGUUCACCAACGAGAGGACACGGUUCAAAAACAUCAAGGGCAAGUCUGUGAAGAAAAGCCGGGACUGGAUCCUGGAGAAGAAGGAGCGUAGACGACGGCAGGGCAAGGAGGUGCGAGCAGACACGAAAUACACGGGUCGGAAGCGCCGCCCUCGCUUCUGAAUUGCUCUGGACGCCGCUGCUGUGGAAGGUGGCAUGUGGGUGCCUCCAGUGAGCCUCCUGUGGAUGGCACAGGUGGGCACCCCACGCCUGGGACUUGCUGGGACAGGUCAUUGUGGCUCUUGAUGGUGUAAACUUGCUCAGGUGCUGCCCAACAGCCAACUGCAAAGCUUCCAGCCCUUCUUGCCUGCUGAAGGUGGGAGUGGCAGACAGUGCUCUGGCCACUUGGUGUCUGCAAUGCUGUCACUUACCUUCCUGAGUGCAGCAAGCCAGCUGAGCUCCAGGUCAGCCAGGACAUGAUAUCCAGCCUCCUCACUAAAGAGUCAACGAGUUGGAGGUG
This is a messenger RNA of Pseudopipra pipra, 1280 nucleotides long. It is a transcript of the gene BUD23, whose product is annotated as BUD23 rRNA methyltransferase and ribosome maturation factor. NCBI's taxonomy places the organism in Eukaryota, Metazoa, Chordata, Aves, Passeriformes, Pipridae. Gene Ontology annotation, molecular function: rRNA (guanine) methyltransferase activity. The record is from RefSeq and is a predicted model, not a curated record. Gene Ontology annotation, cellular component: nucleolus. The transcript has 12 exons. Bases 98 to 943 code for a protein of 281 amino acids. Gene Ontology annotation, biological process: rRNA (guanine-N7)-methylation.